Messenger RNA from Adineta steineri, 1995 nucleotides. The record is from the annotation of a GenBank genome assembly. NCBI's taxonomy places the organism in Eukaryota, Metazoa, Rotifera, Eurotatoria, Adinetida, Adinetidae.
AUGGAGAACAGUGGUUAUAUGAGUAGUACGAAGAGUUUUACUGCUGUUACUGUACGAACAUCUGAUCUUGCAGAUAAAAAUGAUAAUCAAUCAUCUCAUGGCUUGACAAGAACUGAAUCAUUCGAGCGGCAAUUAUCGAUACUCGAUCCACUUUCUGAUCGUGUUAGUACAAUACUUGUUUGGAAAAAUUUAACUGUCUUAACUCGUGAAGAUAAAGCAAAAGAAUAUCUUCAACGUCUUAAAUUUUGGAAAAAAUUUACACCUAAACGACAAUGUUUAUUGAAUAAUAUUAGUGGCGCAAUUACAGGUGGACUAUGGGCUGUCAUGGGUCCAUCGGGUUCAGGAAAAUCAACUUUAUUGAAUACAUUAGCAUGUCGUUUAGAUAUAAAUACAAUUGUUCAUGGUGAAAUGUCUCUCAAUGGUGCUCCUUAUAAUAAUGCUGAAUUAAAACGUAUGGCUGGCUAUGUAAUGCAAGAUGAUUUACUCAAUGGACAUUUAACAGUCUAUGAAACAUUAAUGUAUACAGCUGAACUUCGUUUACCUCGAACAUUUACAAAAGAAGAACGAAACAAACGUGUAAAGGAUGUGUUGGCAGAUAUGGGUAUUGAACAUGCUAAAGAUGUUAUUAUUGGAACAACAUUUCAAAAAGGUAUUUCUGGUGGUGAACGAAAACGUUUAUGUGUAGGUAUGCAAUUACUGAGUCGACCACAAUUACUUUUUCUCGAUGAACCAACAUCAGGACUUGAUUCUGUUACAGCAUUAGAUCUAUUAAAAACAUUUCAUUUAUUAGCACAUGGUAGAUCGACAGAAAAAGCUGUCACGAUUGUUUGUUCUAUUCAUCAGCCACAAUCGAAGAUAUUUCAUUUAUUUGAUUCAUUGAUUUUACUCAAAGCUGGAAAUAUACUUUUUCUAGGAUCUCGAAAACGUGUGAUGGAUGUAUUUGAUAAAGCUGGUUAUUCAUGUCCGUUAUAUACCAAUCCAGCCGAUCAUUUAUUAGAUGUUAUUACACCUUCGAAAACUAUAGACGAUCGAACAAAUUCAUUAGAAGAACAAGCAGCUGUGGAUGCAUCAAUCUUAGCUGCACAAAAACCAUUACAAAUUGAUCUGAAGAUGGGUGCGGAUAAACGUUUCGAUCAAAUGGCUAAUUUACCUAAACAUCCUAUUUGGAUUAAGCAAGUCUAUAUUCUUUUUCAGAGAAAUACUCAAGAACAAAUUCGUUCAUCUCAAAUUCUGAUCACGUCGAUCUUACAAACAAUCAUCAUGGCUAUUUUAAUUGGUGGUGUUUUCUUUCAAAUUGGAACGACACAAUCAAGUACUAUUCGUCGAAGUCCUGUAUUAUUUUUCUGUGCUAUUAAUCAAGGUGUUUUUGGAGCCUUGAUGGUUAUUAAUUCAUUUCCUUCCGAAAGAGAAUUAUCACUACGUGAACGGGCAGCAGGGACAUAUUAUGCUAGUGCGUAUUUUAUGGCGAAAAUUCUGGUUGAUACAUUUGUUCAAAUUCCAGUACCAGUCAUUUUUUCAUGUAUUGUUUAUUUUAUGGUGGGAUUUCAAUUAGUGGCUAGCAAAUUUUUUAUUUUUACAUUGCUUAUCACUCUCUGUUCGUUUACUGCCACGUCUUUAGCUCUAAUGAUUUCUGCUCUAUGUAAAACAACGGAUAUGAGUGUUACUGUUCUACCUAUGGCACUAGAAGUUACACGUCUGUUUGGUGGCUUUUUCUUAGCACCAGCUUAUUUACCGAAAUAUUUAGUUUGGAUUGAUGCACUUGCUUACAUUAAAUAUGUUUAUGUAGGUCUUAGUUUAAAUGAAUUGCAAGGUCUUAAACUAUCAUGUACUGUCAAUCAAACUGCUUCAGGUAACUGCAUAUCCGAUGGAGAAACUACUAUUCGAAAUCUUGGUUUGGAUUAUAUUAGUAUCGGCGGAUGUAUCAGCAUAUUACUCUGUUUUAUUAUUGGAUGUCGCAUAAUUGCCUAUUUUGGUAUCCGAUUUCUGAAAAAUUAA